GCUAUUGGGCAGUCUCCGCCCGACCCCCGGGCUGUGUUGGGAUUGGCACAAAGAAAAGAGCCCGUAAUUAAUAGAAAGAAAGAAAAAACCCGCGUCUGUCCAUGAUUACAUGUUAAUGUAACGAAGAAAAAAAGAUUCAAUUAACAUUUCUAACUGAGAUGUUAUUAAAACGGUUGUUUAAUUUACAAAUAAUGAGGAACUAAUGUGAUUUGCGGAUCGCUUUGAUUUCAUUAGUGUAAUAGUGAAAUAAAAUAUAAAUAAUUGAAAACGUUCGAUGUGUUUUGUGUUGGUAACACAGUCGCUUUAAUAAAAUUUUGUUUAAUUUAUCAUCGAGUGGCUUAACCGUACAGUUAUUAUGCAAAAAAAAUAUAACUAAAAAAAAAAGUUUCGAAAACUCGAAAUUGUCUAUUAAAUUGGUAACAUUAAAAUGUAUCAGUGCUGCCCCGAAAAAUAGCAGCAGCUGUGACGGAUACUAAUCCAAAAAAAUACUAGGCGAUAAAUACCAAUACGUUGUUCAGUAAUGUGUUGAGCGAUUGAGAAUUCGCAAUGGCGACGCCACCCGAAUCCCCAGUUGAAGAGCAUGCCUACGAAUUGGAGCCAAGCAGAACGCCUAAGCCGAUACCGGUCGCCUUAGAAGAAUUGUGCAGGCAAACUAAAUUCUCGAAACAAGAAAUUAGAGUUAUGUACAGAGGAUUUAAAACGGAGUGUCCUGAGGGCGUGGUGCAGGAGGACUCGUUCAAAGAUAUUUACGCUAAAUUCUUUCCACACGGAAAUUCAGCCUUAUACGCGCACUACGUGUUUAAGGCAUUUGACGUGAAUUGCAGUGGGGCCAUCAGUUUCAGGGAAUUACUGGUGACCCUGUCCACGCUGCUCCGUGGCUCCGUGUACGAGCGUCUCCGCUGGGCGUUCCGGCUCUACGACGUGGACGGAGACGGAGCCAUCACGAGACAGGAGCUGGCCGAGGUGGUCGUGGCGGUGCACGAGCUUCUGGGCAGACGAGCGCCCCCUGGGUCCCCGGCUGCGAGGCUGGACGAUGCUAAAGCCAAUGAACAGGUGGACCGGGUGUUCAGGAAGCUGGACCUGAACCAGGACGGCGUGAUCACGAUCGAGGAGUUCCUUGAGUCGUGUCUGAAGGAUGACGCGAUCACUAGGUCGCUUCAAAUGUUCGACUCGGCGCUAUGACGGCAGACCGACGCUGCGCACACUCGAUUCGCUGACAGGGGCCAAACAAAGCGCGCGCCUUCGUACCGCCAUUACUGCGAGUGCGAGCGCGUCAACGACCCCGGCUUCCUGUCUAACAUGGCGGCCGUAUGGCGUCUACGCGUUACAGUAUGCGCACGCUACUACAUCGUCUUCGAGAACUUCUAUAAUCGCGUCGUGAAACCUAAAAUACGUAGCGUUAUGUUCUUUCAUUUUUAAUUGAAUACGCAAUCUCGAAAAGGGCACGUCCCCGAAAAUGUAAAAUGUUCAGGAAAUGAAAAAAACUGAUUUAUUUUCUAAAGCAGUGUAAAAUUUAAAAUAUU
Bombyx mandarina (wild silkworm) is the source of this 1523-nucleotide messenger RNA. Its product is annotated as Kv channel-interacting protein 1. Lineage: Eukaryota; Metazoa; Arthropoda; Insecta; Lepidoptera; Bombycidae. The record is from RefSeq and is a predicted model, not a curated record.